CGCCGCCACCACCGCCGAGCCCGGAGCCCCAGCCCCUGCCCGAGUCGGCUCUGCAGAAGCCCACCGUGCUGCUGGCCAUCAUCGCUCGCAACGCGGCGCACACGCUGCCCCACUUCCUCGGCUGCAUCGAGAGGCUGCACUACCCCAAGAGCAGGAUCGCCCUCUGGGCGGCCACUGACCACAAUGUUGAUAACACCACAGCAAUCCUUAGAGAGUGGCUGAAGAACGUGCAGAACCUCUACCACGAUGUGGAGUGGAGGCCGAUGGAAGACCCCCAGUCUUACCCAGAAGAAAUUGGGCCAAAACAUUGGCCAAGCUCCCGAUUCACUCAUGUGAUGAAACUCCGACAGGCUGCCCUGCGCGCUGCACGAGAGAAGUGGUCAGACUACAUCCUGUUUAUUGAUGCAGAUAACUUACUGACCAACCCACAAACCCUGAACCUGAUGAUAGCAGAAAACAAGACAUUGGUGGCACCGAUGCUCGAGUCUCGCUCUCUCUACUCUAACUUCUGGUGUGGCAUCACCCCCCAGGGCUAUUACAAAAGGACCUUGGAUUAUCCCCUGAUUCGGGAAUGGAAGAGGACAGGCUGUUUUGCUGUCCCGAUGAUUCAUUCCACGUUCCUCAUUGACUUGAGGAAAGAGGCCUCCGCCAAGCUGAUGUUCUACCCCCCCCACCAGGACUACACCUGGAGCUUUGAUGAUAUCAUGGUCUUUGCCUUCUCCAGUCGCCAAGCAGGAAUACAGAUGUUCAUCUGCAACCGUGAACACUAUGGUUUCCUUCCCAUGCCCCUGAAAUCGCACCAGACGCUGCAAGAAGAAACAGAGAACUUUGUGCACACACUAAUCGAGGCUAUGAUUGAUCGUCCUCCCAUUGAACCGUCUCAGUACGUCUCUGUUCCUCUGAAGAACCCUGACAAGAUGGGAUUUGAUGAAAUUUUCAUGAUCAAUCUGAAGCGUCGGAAAGACAGGCGGGAUCGGAUGCUGCGCACUCUCUAUGAGCAGGAGAUUGCAGUCAAGAUAGUGGAGGCUGUGGAUGGAAAAGCACUGAACACGAGUCAGCUCAAAGCUCUCAGCAUCGAUAUGCUCCCGGGUUACCGGGACCCAUAUUCCUCCAGGCCACUAACCAGAGGAGAGAUCGGCUGCUUCCUUAGUCACUAUUACAUCUGGAAGGAGGUCGUAAACAGAGAACUGGAGAAGACGCUUGUUAUUGAGGACGAUGUGCGCUUUGAACACCAGUUUAAAAGGAGGCUCAUGAAGCUGAUGGAUGACAUUGAACGAGCCCAGCUAGACUGGGAGCUGAUCUACAUUGGCCGAAAAAGGAUGCAGGUGCAGGAGCCUGAGAAAGCAGUUCCCAAUGUCAUGAACCUGGUGGAAGCUGAUUACUCGUACUGGACCCUGGGGUACGCAAUCUCUUUCCAAGGGGCUCAGAAACUCAUCGGAGCUGAACCUUUCAGCAAGAUGCUGCCUGUAGAUGAAUUUCUGCCAGUCAUGUACAACAAGCACCCUGUAGCGAAGUACAUGGAGUACUAUGAGUCCAGAGACUUGAAAGCCUUUUCAGCAGAACCCCUGCUUGUUUACCCCACCCACUACACAGGGCAGCCAGGCUACCUCAGCGACACAGAGACCUCUACAAUCUGGGACAACGAGACCGUGUCAACGGACUGGGACAGAACACACUCCUGGAAAUCCCGGCAGCAGGGCAAGAUCCAUAGCGACGCCCAGAACAAGGAUGCCCUGCCUUCCCAGUCAUCUCUCAACGCGCCGUCCUCCAGGGAUGAGCUAUGACUGCCCGCUUCCCCUGGGACUCUGUUUGCAGCUGAACCUGCCUCACACUCUAGCUUUUCACCCUUGAAAGUUGUAGAGCAGCUCUUCAGGUGGUCUCCUUCCCGCUGCUUCGAAUGGCAAAGCGCAGUGGUUGGACCUGACAACUAACCAAGCCGCUUAGGACUGGGUGGGAGAUGAAGGAGGAAAAAGAACAAGUGUUCCAGACCGGCAGAAAAAAGGCAGAGGUCUGAACAAAAGCCCUCGCAAGCUUUUGUAAAAAAAAACAAAAAACAAACAAACCUUGAAUGACGUCUUUCUACAGUUCCUAGUGUAGAACACUGUAUUUAUAAAGAUUAAUAUAUAUAGAGGUGUACAAGUGUUAAUACCUUUCUGGAUAGCUGUAACUGGGCUGCUGUGUAACUGUUACUCCUUGUAGGUUUGUAGGCUUUUUAUAACCCUGUUCACUGAGAGAAACUGCAGGCAAGCGUUUGGGUUAUUUGGUUUUGUUUUUCAAAGGGAUCCCUGUCAGAAUCAAGAUGGUUUCCAAAAAUGUUCAGUGCACUGGAGCAGCGCUCCUCUGUCGUGUCUUCUCCCUCAUCACACUUCACAGAAAACUAUUGCUGGCUUCCCCUCUGCAAAUUUCAAAACUUGCUAGAUCCCAUCUAAAGAGGCCUCUCAAUCCAGAACUGAUGUCUUGGUGUGUCUAAAAUCUUGGAAGCUCGCAGAGAAAGUGGAGGUUGCUGGUUUUAUUUGUCUCUGCGCUGCGUGAAGGGAACACAGGCGGAGUUAGUCCGUGUCAUGUCCUGCUUCACCUCCUGCCUCAAUUUAUUCCUUCAGGAAAACAAAGCCUGACAACCUAUUUGCAGGCCUGUUUAAUUAGGCCAUAAAACCAAGUGUAGGACUUCUAGGAACUUUACAUUUUAAAAGUUUGGUUAUGAACUGCUUGACACUUUCUUUAUAAAAACAAAACAACCGACAGAAAUGUUAGUGUUGUCAGCUGUUCUCGACAGCCUUGAUAGAAUUGCGCAUUACAGGACGGAAAGGCAACUUGCCUUGAUAUUUUUUCAUGUGAGGAGCAAACUUGUCUCUUUUUUUGGAUGAGUUCCCAUGUACUUGCUGUUGGCUAACAUGUCAGCAGAGUAUGGUGUUUGUGGUUUUUUGGUUUUUUUGGGUUUUUUUGUUUUUGUAAAUGUUUCUCAGAGGCCAGGUGAUCACGGACUGCACUGCUUAGGUUAGCUGGCACGGACCUCAAGCUGCAGGCUGCUGUUGCAGUGGGAGGAUGCCUUCCUGGACUUGCAGUCUGGAGACUCACCUGCUGGCAGAUCUGUGCAGUUGAGUAUGUGUGGCUGGUUUGG
This is a messenger RNA of Gymnogyps californianus (California condor), 3118 nucleotides long. It is a transcript of the gene COLGALT2, whose product is annotated as collagen beta(1-O)galactosyltransferase 2. Bases 264 to 1784 code for a protein of 506 amino acids. The transcript has 12 exons. Gene Ontology annotation, molecular function: procollagen galactosyltransferase activity. NCBI's taxonomy places the organism in Eukaryota, Metazoa, Chordata, Aves, Accipitriformes, Cathartidae. The record is from RefSeq and is a predicted model, not a curated record.